Molecule: messenger RNA, 1008 nt
Organism: Aspergillus sclerotioniger CBS 115572
Lineage: Eukaryota; Fungi; Ascomycota; Eurotiomycetes; Eurotiales; Aspergillaceae
Product: isopenicillin N synthase family dioxygenase
Exons: 3
Coding region: 1-1008 (335 amino acids)
Molecular function (GO): dioxygenase activity
Source: RefSeq, a predicted model, not a curated record
AUGAAGAUUCCCGUUGUGGACUUUUCAUCGUGGUACAACACCCAGGAUGAAUCCUCUCGUCAACGAGUCGCACAUGAACUCGUUGAGGCUUGCCAAAAAGUCGGGUUUGUGUAUAUUGUGAACCAUUCUCUGACUGAAACCACCCUUGUUGCAACAUUUGACUGGAUGAGACGCUUCUUCGAACUCUCGGACGAACAGAAGAUGCAGGCUCCUCACCCUGAGGGUUGGGCUGUGCAUCGAGGUUACUCAUGGCCCGGUCUGGAAAAGGUCACUCAAGUCAUGAGCAACGGUGAUUAUGAAGAGUCCCGGGAAAAGCUGAGGGAGGUUCCUGAUGUCAAGGAAAUCUGCGACAUUGGCAGUGAAAAUAAUACCGAUCAGCCAAACCAGUGGAUACCUAAAGAAACACUUCCUGGGUUCCAGGCCUUCAUGGUCAGGUUUUACGAAGAGUGUCAUAAGGUUGGCAGUGAGAUUUUGCGUGCUCUGGCUACAGGUCUUGAUUUGGAAGACGAAUACUACCUAACAAAAAAACAUUCGGGCUACAACAACCAGCUCCGGUUGCUGCACUACCUGCCUGUUCCAGCUGAAGAUCUGGAGAAAGAACGAACAUCCCGGUGCCCAGCACAUACAGAUUGGAGUUCAAUAACAUUGCUCUUCCAGGAUGACUGUGGCGGACUGGAAGUAGAGGAUGUUUCUCGACCAGGAACAUUUGCCCCCGCUAAUCCCUUGAAGAAUGCCAUCGUCAUGAACGUUGGUGAUCUUUUACAAAGGUGGAGCAAUAAUCGCCUUCGGUCAACCAACCACCGUGUCAGACUACCCCAGCUCUCAGACCGGUUUGAGGGGCCGAAUCGGAUGACACGUGAGCGCUAUUCGAUCCCUUACUUCAUGUCUCCCGAUCCAGAUAUGGUCAUUGAAUGCAUUCCGUCAUGCAUGAGUGAGGAAAACCCGGCCAAGUAUAAGCCGAUCACCCAGGCUGAGUAUAACCAAAUGCGUGCUUCUAUGAUGUACUAG